GUGAUUUUUUUCAUUUAUCUUACCAUUUUAUUCAUUAUAAAUUUGAAUUUAGGUGUGCCUGAAGUUGAUUGCAUGGAAGAUCGAGUAAAGGUGCUUUUUCAUACGGAGAAGCCAUUUACUGGUAGAAUAUUCGUAAAAGGAAUGGUGGAUAAAAGUCAGUGCGUCAAUUCGUUUGAUACGAAUUCGAAAUCGAAUGUGCAGUUUGAAAUAGCAAAUGGAGAAUGCAAUAUGCGACGAUCACGGAAGCUUGGACCUGAACACAAAGGUGUUGAACAGUCGAUUGCAAUAAUCAUAUCAUUUCAUAAUACAUUUAUAACAAAAAUAGAUCGUGCAUAUCGAUGUACAUGCUUUUAUAUGGAAGCUGAUAAAGUCGUGACGAAUCGAUUUGAUGUUAGCAUGUUGCCAACAACUGAUUUGAUUGACACGGCUCGAAUGCCACUUUGUACGUACACCGUUCGACGUGGUUCGCUUAAUGGCGCUGUUGUUACUUAUGCUAGCGUUGGCGAACAAGUUUUUCACGUAUGGCAUUGUGAAAGUGAUAUGUUCUCAAUGCUUGUGCAUAGUUGCUUCGUUGAUGAUGGUAAUGGAAAAGAAAAGAAGCCACUAAUUGACGAAUACGGUUGUGCAAUUGAGCCAACAAUUGUACCCGAUAUAACAUACAAUGAUGCGAAUAACUUGGCAUUUUCUGAAAUAAACAUAUUCAAAUUUGCUGAUAAAGUUACAACAUAUUUUCAAUGUGCUGUAUCUACGUGUAUGAAAUCAGAAGGCAUGUGUGUCGGUAAAACGCCUCCUCGCUGUGGAAAUAAUAUACAAAAAAGGGAGGAGAAAAUUGAUGAAACAUAUGAUAGGCAUCGAUUUGCCCGUCAUGUAAAUAAGCCUAUCAAUAAAUCUGAACAAAUAGUUGACGAUCAGAAUACAAUGGAUUUAUCUACUGAUAAAAUUAUAGUGCUGGAUUUAGAUGAGGAACGACCGGGAAAGGAAUCGUUCACUGCUUCCAAGUUAAUGGUAGAAGUUUGUUUUUUCUUCCAAAAGUUUCUUACCAUUAUUGUUUUGGGUGGCUUUAUUUGCUAA
This is a messenger RNA of Dracunculus medinensis (Guinea worm), 1071 nucleotides long. The record is from the annotation of a GenBank genome assembly. Lineage: Eukaryota; Metazoa; Nematoda; Chromadorea; Rhabditida; Dracunculidae.